AGUGUCAAUGAAGGCAGCAGUAAUCGCACCGAUCGCCCGUUCUUUACCGGUAUGUCUGAGGACGCCUUAUUAAACUUUAAAACCCGAUGAAAUGAAUGAAAGGUCAAUUAAACGUCUGCUGCUGUUAGCUUAGAUAUAGUUAGAAGUUUAGUUGCGUUGUUUUCAAACGUUUUCUUGAACUGCGCCGAGUUACAUGAGAAAUGUGCGGCAGAUAAACUGCGUCUCUUUUUGUCCGAAAAACAUCAGAAUUGUCACAACCGGACUAUUUUUGAAUUAUAGUUAUUAUUUUGUAAAGACAAACAGGACGCAAGAUGUUCGAAAGUACAAGGAUAUUACUCAUCCUUCUGGAUGUUACAUGUCUUAUCCUCGUGGGACUUCCAUUUUUUAUUCUGACACUUCAACACAACCCAUUCAAACGAGGCUUCUUCUGUGAUGACGAAUCGAUCAGAUACCCUCUCAGAGAUGACACCAUCUCCUACCAGCUGCUGGGUGAAGUCAUGAUCCCCUUCACACUGAUUGUUAUCAUUUGUGGUGAGUGCCUUUCCGUCUACAUGUCUCAAAUAAAGCACCAAUCUAUGGGGAGCUACUAUGUGUCAUGUAUCUACAAAGUUGUGGGAAGCUACUUGUUCGGAGCUGCUGUCAGUCAGUCUCUGACUGACAUCGCCAAGUACUCCAUUGGCCGCCUGCGACCAAACUUCCUGGCUGUGUGCAAACCAGUCUGGGAUCAAAUUAACUGCAAAGCUGGGGGCUAUAUAGAGAACUUCACCUGCACUGGAGACAAGUUUCUAGUUGAAGAGUCAAGAGUGUCCUUCUACUCUGGUCAUUCAUCCUUCUCUAUGUACUGCAUGGUGUUUCUUGUACUGUACAUCCACGCAAGGUUGAGGUCACGAUGGGCGAGGCUUUUGCGUCCCACCAUCCAGUUCUUUCUGAUUUUAGCAGCUCUGUACGUGGGGCUGUCCCGGGUGUCUGAUUACAAACACCACUGGAGUGAUGUGUUCACGGGCCUCCUGCAGGGAGCUAUAGUCGCUAUUCUCACAGUUUUCUUGGUGGCCAACUUCUUUGCACAGCCAGUUGAUGCAGUGGUGUCACAGGACGAAGCUUCGCACACCAGUUUACAGGAAAACCCUUCCAACGGGAACCACUAUGGCAGCACCGACUGAAGCUGAGCUAUGUGUUAUCAGACCACAAAGAAGACCAAAGAUUUCUGACCAGCGCAUCAGUGAACUCAGACGGUUUUGCUAUUAAGUGCUGAUUGAUUCUGUUUCUUCACCGCGGUGCACCCCAAAGUCAUCACUGCAGCCUGCAUGCUUGAGCUGCUAAUGUUAUGUGGUCGUCACACUUCUAAGUGCACAACACUAAA
Thalassophryne amazonica is the source of this 1360-nucleotide messenger RNA. RefSeq names its product phospholipid phosphatase 1-like. Bases 312 to 1160 code for a protein of 282 amino acids. Lineage: Eukaryota; Metazoa; Chordata; Actinopteri; Batrachoidiformes; Batrachoididae. The record is from RefSeq and is a predicted model, not a curated record. The transcript is spliced from 6 exons. Gene Ontology annotation, biological process: signal transduction; phospholipid metabolic process; phospholipid dephosphorylation. Gene Ontology annotation, molecular function: phosphatidate phosphatase activity.